AUGUAGUCUUAUGGAACCCAAAUAUCUAUUUCGUUGGAUAGAUAGGAUACCGAAGGCAGUAUGUACAAACACAAUCUAUGAGCUUCAUGUACCUAUCGCUAGUGUUAAUAUAAGUAUAUUAUUGUUUUGCCAAAAUAAUGAUUAUAAUAUGGGACAAAGUGUGGAUGUUCGUGGCUGUAUUAUUGUUUACUUAUUUAUCUAAAAAGAUUACCACCAGUGAACCAAAUAAGAUAAAAUUCCACUUUUAUUACUUGAUGUUUUACUUUUGUGCAUCACUCUUAGCAUGCAUUAUUUGGCCUUUCUUUUUAUGGAAGCCAAAGGAUAUUAAGAACGCACAAAUUUCAGCGCGGAUAUUAAGCUUGGUAACUAAAUUAUAUAAAUUGAAAUGGGAACUACGAAGAGGUGAAAUAUUAUCUGAAGACCAAGGCGCUGUUAUCGUUGCCAAUCACCAAUCAGCGUUAGAUAUUUUAGGUAUGUUUAACAUUUGGGAUGUCAUCGGAAAGCUAGCGCCUGUAGCAAAGAAGGAAAUAUUCUAUGUAUGGCCCAUGGGACUGGUCGCUUACCUCGCAGGUGUUGUAUUCAUAGACAGAAAAAACUCGAAAGAUGCAUAUGAAACACUUAAAAGUACUUCAGAAGUUAUGGUUAAAAAUAAGACGAAGAUUUGGAUAUUUCCUGAAGGCACAAGGAAGAAAGACCGAAGUUGUAAUCUGCUGCCAUUCAAGAAAGGAGCAUUUGUCAUUGCAGUAUCUUCACAGAAACCUAUAAUACCUAUUGUUUACUCGCCUUACUACUUCAUCGAUGAAAAGAAAUACAUAUUUGACAGUGGACACAUCGUAAUACAAUGUUUGGAUCCUAUAAAAACUGAGGGCUUAAAGAUGGAAGAUAUACCAGAACUCAUGGAACGUGUAAAAAAUCAAAUGGAGAAGACCUACAAAGAACUGACCAAGGAGAUUUUAACCACUUUACCGCCGGAUUACCCACAUUCACUAGAAGAGAGGCGAGAGCACGCAAAAUUAGUUCACGAGUAGAUUUUCUAUAAUAAAUCCUUAAGUAUAAGUAUACCAUAAUAACAAUAAUAAAUUAUAUCAUUAUUAUUUA
Maniola jurtina (meadow brown) is the source of this 1098-nucleotide messenger RNA. RefSeq names its product 1-acyl-sn-glycerol-3-phosphate acyltransferase alpha-like. Gene Ontology annotation, biological process: phosphatidic acid biosynthetic process. Lineage: Eukaryota; Metazoa; Arthropoda; Insecta; Lepidoptera; Nymphalidae. The record is from RefSeq and is a predicted model, not a curated record. The coding region runs from base 138 to 1028 and encodes 296 amino acids. Gene Ontology annotation, cellular component: endoplasmic reticulum; membrane. The transcript is spliced from 5 exons. Gene Ontology annotation, molecular function: 1-acylglycerol-3-phosphate O-acyltransferase activity.